CACCCUACCCCAGCCUCUGCCCUGUGUCUCACACUCGCACCGGUCGGUCGACCAACCAUUUGACUUGACACUUAAGGAACAAAAUAGUUCUAUUUGAUGGUUAAAUGGAAAAUAACAGCUGUUUCACCGAUCAGUUGUAAUUUUUGAUCCGAAAUAUGCUAUGUGGAGCUCCAAGUUAGCAGCACCACCUACAGGCUCUUCAGCUCGGGCUGAAAUUAAUUCCAAACAGGCUGCCUCAUCCCCCCAAACACACCCGAUACCAGUUUUGGAUGAUGGCACAUUAGAAUUGGAUUUAAGUAGGCACAAUUAUGCUGAGCGGAUUGCUCCAGCUCCACUUCAGUUUAGUGGUUUUCCCCAAUCAAUGGACCAGAAAGUUGACAUACAUUCAAGAAAUGAAACUGUACGGGUUUAUGUUAGUCAGCAAGGUCACACUGUCAAACUAGCCCACUUGCAAGCUCCACCAUCAUCUUACCCUGUCUUGUCAAGAGUUUCUAAAGGACUUGUGAAUAGUGAUGAAAGAAAACAUGCAAAGAGUAUGCCUGUGAAUACAACUACAACCUUUCAUCAAAGACCAAGGAAGACCGCUAUGAACAACAUCCAGCCUGUGGCAAAUGAGCUGGAAAAGUUUCAACCAAUUGCAGAUUCAGAACAAUGCAGCACAAAGAGUGCAGAUUUAGGAUCUGAAAUCAAAGCUAAGUCAUGCAAGAUGAAUGUGGCAAAAUGUAGACCUCUUAAAUUGAUACCACAGACUCAGCAAAAGAACCACCUAAAUUCUAUAGAUAAUCCGGACCUGACUGUUUCUGAGGGGCACAACAAAGGCUGCAAACACACUGAAAGCUUGAAUCAAACUUCUGGUGUUAAAGAAGAACUGAAUAGUGGCCUGAAAAAAAUAAUGUCAGAUUUAGCAGCCUUAGAUCUUCCAGCAUUAAGUCAUAAUCCCUUUCAAACACAGAGUGAUAAGGUGAAUCCGAAGCAAAUUCUGCCCGUAGAGAGGAACUUCAUGGAUAGUGAUCAUUGUAAAGAAAAUGACUCUCCUUUCAAACUUACUCAAGCUGGUCAAAAUGAAACCAAUGACUAUGAACUGAAAAAAGAAACAUGGUCUGCAAAAGCAUUACCAUCAUUUAGAAAUAGCAAAGGACUCAACAAUAUGAAGACCAGCAAGUUUGAUUCUAUGAGAAGCAGCUCUUCAAGUUUAAAUAGUGGACUAAAAGCAUCAUCCAGAGUUGAGUCAAAUGAUGAUAAGGCUUGCAAACACCAUGAGAAACGGAAAAGCUAUGACCCUGAGAAAGCAAGAGAGUACAUACGGCAGCAGAAACAAGAGCGGUUAAGCCGUCUGAGAGCUGAACGUGAACAACAACAAGCUGACAUGCAUGCUAGAAAACAGAAGCUGGAUGAACUUAGCAGAACCUCUCUUAAACUUGUGAAAGCUAGUGUCAAACGUAAACUUAGUCAACCUAAUAGUAAGCUUACUGAGGAUCAAUCAGUUGAGCAUGAAGAAGAUUGCAGUAGUACUAAACCAAUGAAGAUAUUGGCUGAUGAAACUUUUGAUGCUCAUAUCAAAGAUUGUGAUUCACAAACUGAACCUCACAAUCCCUCUUCAAAUAUUAUGAAUCAGUAUUCCAUUUCAGACCUUCCCCUUUCCCUAGAUGACUCAAAUGCUCAGCUCAUAAAAGACAUUUGUGAGAUGAAGUCUAAAAUUGAAGCCAUGGCCAAGUCUUUGAAGACAACAAUUGAAGCCAAUCGCAUGAACUCUGCAAUCAACAACAAUGGGAGAAAUUGUGGGUCAGGAGAAGAUAGUAAAUUUAAAAGUGCAGCUGACCACUCUAUGGAAAGAAACAAUACUAAAGGUGUCAAUCUUAACUCUAAAAGACAGGUGGAAAUGAACUCCCAAUCCCCUUACCUUCAAAGUCUUACAUCUAAUUUGAGAAAAAUGAGAGAAUCAUUACAGAGUGUGCUGAGUCAAAGUGAUGUUAAUCCACAAGAACCUUCUUUUAAAUCAACGAAAAGUACAACCCAUUCAGCUCAUCACAGACAUAGGCGUAUUUUAAACACUGGUUCAGAUUCUGCCUUUGAAACAGUACUACAAAACUCUAGUAGCAUCAGAGGACCCCCUCUUGAUGGUCCACUUUCAUGUAAUCUUCAAAGAAAAACUAUAACAACAAGUUUUCCUACUCUUCCCACUGCUGAAUCACAAAGUUUGGCUUUUGACCAAAAAUAUGACCGCAGGAGAAAUUCUGAAUCUGAGUCCUAUCCCCGACCCUCCACUCCUAAAGCAUUGACUAACUCAACUCUAACGUCAGCUGCACUUAAACCAGCUGAUCUUGUGAAAAAUGUUGAAAGACAUCAUAGCAAUGGCAAUAAGGAACAGUGCUCUGACUGGUUUGAACCUCUUACAUCAAGGCCCUACCCUAUUAACUUUAUAACUGCAGUCAAACGCAAGUUAAGUGCCUCUGUUAAGACAGAUGACUCUGAAAAUCUUCUGUCUCAUUUGGAUUCAACUCACAAUGUCAACUCUCAAGAACUUCAUUCUAUUCAGAAACCUCUUAACUACCAACCGCUAAAAGUAAACUCCAAUCUUCCUCCAUUUGUAACCUCAAGGCGCAGUAUGGGGCCUACCAUUCCAUGGUUAGCAGCAACCCAUCAAGAUGAAGUAGAAUCACCUCUGCCUACGACCAACCGUGUCAUAGAAGAUCAACCUGUACAGAGACAGACUUUAGACAGUCAAUCAUGUGACAGGAUAACAGUUCAGAGGACAUCUAUUUUAGAUGCAUUAAAUUUGGAAAAGAUGCAGGCAGAAUUUGCUAGAGCUUUAAACCCCACGGCUAUGAAUAGCUGUGACAUCACACCUGCUGAGAAACCUCUUUCUGCUCCCAAUACUCCAGCAAAGACGUCAUUAAAAUUAGAAAGACCUUCCUCUCUAGGACGAACCGGCAGACUUAAUUUUGAACAGAGGCAGAGGCCAUUAAUUGACAAUAAAGUUGGAUCUUUUGAUAAAUUAGCAAAUGGUGAGUCUAAACUAAAAGGAACUGCAAAUAAUGAAGUUAAUAGUGAACUUGUCCCACCGGAUGUUCACUUGGCUUCCAGCCGAUUAGAAAGAAAGCCAGGAAGUAUUGAUAGCUGGGUGUCCCAUUCAAGAGGCAGUGGAGACUUUGCUAUUAGUCAUCAAGAAAAGAGUGUGUCGUCUGUUCAAUCAUCAUCUUCAUCUCGAGACACAUUUGAUAUUGGCCAUGUUUUCAAUCCAACUGCAUUACACCUCCAGUUUCAAGCAGAACUUAAUAUUCUAGACUCUUUCAACGAAUCACUGUGUCAAGUAAUGGAAGUUGAGAAAGUUCGUGCUGUUGCCUUGGCACGUCAUGAAGCAGUGUCUGAAAUUAAGUCUGCAGUAGUUGGCAAGGAAGAUAAAGCUAUUGAUAUUCAAACGAGUCUUUUGAAAUCAAACUCUGAAAUUUCCACAAUAAAUUAUCACAGAGGCUCUAGCAACACUAAUGAUAUUACACUCCUCGAUGUUCUCACACCUGACAGCGAUGGAAAAAUAAACACCUCCACAUUGCCUUCCCUUAAAGAUGGUCUUGUCUCACCUUGCUCUACCGCGGCUUCAGAUAUUAUUGGGUCAUUUUCCAAAGAGAAGAUUUCAGACUCUGGUCCGUCUACAGUUACUGUUGAUGAUAAAAAUUCACCUGUUUGUGUCGAAUCAGUCAACUCAGGGGACAAAAGUAUUUCUGAGGAUGUCCUUACCACGUCAGAUUCAGUGCCUGAGGUAAUGUCUCCAAAACCUGAAGCUGGUCCAUCUAGUGACAGUAUUCCAAAGGAGGAUAAGCCUCAAGAUGUUUCAAGUAGUGAAAUACAAGAUGUAUUGAAUAGUCCUAAAUCUCAAAACCAACAAUCUACUACCCCUCAAUUUGAGAGGUCUUUUUCUGUCGAUCUAUCAGUCAACUCCAUUAAGGGUGAUUCCACUUUCACAGGUGAUGAUGCCCUUAUUAUUGAGUCCCCUAAAGUUGGUGAGAAUCAUGUCUUCCCAACCAUUGUUUCGGGAGAAGACAUGUUCCAGUUUAAUUUACAAAUGCUGGAACAGCUAAUGCAUGAAGAAGAACUGAGGGUUCAGCAUAGAACAACUUUAAUGAAAUUAAGAGUGAAAGUUCUUGGUGAAAUGGCAAGAACUGAGGUAGCAGCCCUAGAUUUGGACAAGAAGAAAUUAAGAGAAAAGGGGGAAGAUGGUCAUAAAGAUCAAAUGACAGCAUUAAGGAAAAAGCAGAGAGGUAUUAUGCUGAGAUACCAGCAACAACGAGAGGACAUAGAAAGACUUCGACAGACAGAAGAAUUGGCAUGGCAGGAAAGACGUCUCAUGUAUCUCCAACAGAUGCACCUAAUCCGCAUGCAAAUUUCUACUCAUGUGAUGCUUCAUAAAUUUGAAAAAUGUGGGAGCAGUAUUUCAAAGAAGAAUCGAAUGGCAGUCAAAAGUAUUCAAGAUAUUCGAGGUAGCAGAAAUACUCAUAAAAGCUUACCUCCUGAAGUUACUAGUAUUGCUGAGGAACUGCCAGCAGUGAGUUUAGUAGUGACUCAGUCCAGUUCUGUCUCAAUGGCGUCACUUGCAAGUGAGGGAUCAAAAUCAUCUGCUGUCAGUAAUUCAAGUCGUAAAGCCACAAGUGGCACCGCCUGUGGUCAUAGUAUUAUUGGGACUGAAGUGGGUGAUAAUAUUGGAGGAGCUGCUGGUGAUAGUGAAUCUUCUCAUCUUGAAGAACGAGUUAUGGAAGGAUUGAAUGAGUUACAAAGUCGUUGCAGGAACCUUAAAGAACGUGAAAAGGUGUUGUAUGAGAGAAAACAGUCUGUGGAACAAAUUAUUCAGUGGCGAAGGAAACUUGAAGAUGAGGAACGUAGACUUCGUGAUGUUGAAAGGCAGACUCAUUCUAGGCACCGAAGUACACUAGCAAAACACAUGCUUCGUGAUCGCAGCACAUCUCCAUUCCAGUUUUCAGAGAAUGGUGUAUCUUGUGUCACCGCUAACCCAAGCAAUGGAACUGCUGUUAGAGGCAUUUUGGAUAUUUCACGUAAUAGCAGAAAUAUUAUCACCGGUGUUGGAGCUAGUGCUAGUGGGAGUGCUAGUGUUACAGAGGAUAUAGACUCAAGUAUACCUGAAGAGCUUGCUGAGCAAACUAGCAAACCAAGCCUUGAAUCUACAUUAGAUGGAACACAUGUUGAACAAUAUGCUAAUGAAAGUUUUGAAUCAGAGGCAUCUGAAAUGAAAACUUUAGAAUCUCAGUCAAUGCCACAAGAUGGUUUACAAGCAGUGAACCUUAAAGAACAAAUUGUUAAGCCAACUACCAUACCAGAUUCUGACUAUGAAACAAGAUUGCCCAAAAUGUCUGAACGCACUAAUAAGUAUCCUGGAGUUACUAUAAAAGUCCCCUUGUCUCCUCGGUUGCAAAGAGUGCAACGUAGAAGAUAUUCUAGUGGAUCAGAUGACUCUAUGGUGUUGUCUCAGACAGAGACUGGUUCAGAGCAAAGUGACAUUGAGGGAAGAAUAUCAGCACUCUCAGAACAGCUGCACCAAUGCAAAGCUGAAGCAGAAAGGCUCAGAAGAGAAGCAAAGAGAACAAGAAAUGAACGAUUAAUUGCUAAAGAGCAAUCCCUUCAUAAGCAAUUACAGGCUUAUGAGUCCUACAUCUCUCAACUGCGACGCAAUCUGGAGGCAGAGCUGAAACAAUCUAGUGUGCCGAUUGUACGGCCACAAAUAAAACAACCAAGAGUGUCCCCAGGCAAGGUGGCAUCACGACGCCAAGAUGCAGAGCUUGCAACUUCUCCCGGAACAGAUCUAUCAGGUCUCCAAGCAACAAGCCCGGAAACCCCAAGAAAAGACCUUCUUAGAGAUGAAAUCGACACAGAAUCUAGAGACAUUGAGGCAGCCAGUGAAGCCAUCAGCACUGUGGUCAGCGAAGGAGCUAGUGAAAUUACAAGUGAGGCAACAAGUGAAGUGCAUAGUGAGGUACCCAGUGAGGUGCCCAGUGAAGUUCAAAGUGAAGUGCCAAGUGACGUGGCCAGUGAAGCAGCUAGUGAGGUAUCUGAAAAUAGUAGUUUGGUAUCCCAAGAUGCUCCAAGUCUUGUUGCGAUUAAGGAUUUUAAAGAAGAAUCUCACAAUGAAAACACCACACCAAGUAAGGAAGAGGGGAUGAUAGAAAGUAACAGUAAUGAUAAUGAAUCCAACUAUGAAAAUGUUUCUUUGAUGAAAUCAGAGGAAACAAACUUGCUACUGACAGAACCAUUUGACAAGACUCUAGAGCUAGACAAAGAUAUGUUGAUUCUUUCCCUUCCUGAAACUGUAUCCGCCAAGGUUCCUAAUCAAUUAAACAAUUUAGCUAUUAAUGACAAACUUAUUGUUGGUGAAUUAAAUGAUGAUAAAUGUGAUAAACGGAGUAUUGAGGGACAUGCUAACCAAGAAAAUGAAGACAUCAGUGAAGGCACAGAUGAAGCUCUGACAGACAAAGAUGUCACUGCAUCGAAUGAUCAAGUACAAAGCAAAACCAGUGAAGAAGAAUUAGAGGAUGUCAGUGAAACUCUGGAAGAUGAUCAUGGACAUGCAACAGAGAAGGCAGCUCAAACAAAUGUGAUCCGUGUAUUUAUGCGGGAAAAAGAAAAAGAAAGUUCCUCUGUAGAAGAUGGUGUUCAGUCACUAAGUAAUUUUGGAAGAAAUCGUGAAGAAAUUGUUGACCUAAUUACAAAUGAUUUAAUGAAAUAUCUGUUAGGUGAAUGUUUACGCCCACGAGCACCUUCUCAUUCACCAUCACAAGAUGCUGUAUUCAACAAAGUUGUAAAUACCUCUCUUCAUGAAGCAACUUCUGACAUAAUGAGUAUUUAUAAGAGAAGAAUGAUAAUUGCCUCUAAUCAAACUAAAGAUGUCAGACAAAGAGUCAAUGAAAUAUUGGCAGAAACAAGUGCUUCAAGUAAACUGCGAACUGAGGGACGUAUCAAGGAAAUUAUGACAACCACUUAUGGAGUCCUCUCGCCAGAAGAUUCUCCUUGCUGCUCUCCCAGUCUAUCAAACUCACCUGUGCAGAGUCUUACUCUUACAUCCCACAUAGAAGAUUCUGAUACAACGUAUAAUAAAAUGGCUGAAAACAGAGCAAUGAAAAAUGAUAUAGGAAAGGCAAGUGAAACUCCAAUGGGCUUGAUAGGGGAAAAUGCUGUUGACAGUGAGGGAUUUUCUCAGGAAUGGUUUGAUGAAGAUUUUGGCCUUACCCGUUCAAGAAGGGAAGCAGAAGAGCUACGGCGACAGCAGCUACAAAUUGAACAAGAAAUUGAGCAACUACAACAACAGCAGGCUCAGGUUCAGGAACAGAUUCCCUAUUAUUAUGUGCGAGAAAUCCCAAAUAAACCACCUCCUCCAUACACUCCACCUGGUCAAGCACCUCGUGUACUAUCAUCAUCAUCUUCCCUAGCAUCAGCUGUAGAGGAAGUACGGGCUGUUUGCACUGAUCGACCUGUCAUACUUAAAGCUAUUGCAUUGGCUGUGGAUAUGCUAUAUGAUGCUCAUUGCAAAGGAAUAGACCUGCAGAGUCAAGAAGCUCCAAGCUCCUUCAUUGAUGUUGGGUUUAAAUUAUUACAAACAUCCCAUCUCUCAGAACAAGAGCUCUCAGUUCAUAAGAACAGUGCUAAGGUGUAUAGAAAGUUUUUGUUUGACUUAGCCAAAGAGCUGGUGUUAAGUGCAUACAGUUCUGAAUCUGAAGAUCCUAAUCCACCUUGGUUGCGCCCUGAGAAUUGGGUCCGUCGUAGGAAAGCUCUUACAGUUGUCCCAAAGACAAAAGAAAUGUUGCAUGAAGUUGUUUCUCGCCAAGUUCUAGUGCUAUUUGGGUUUGUCCCAAAGGCAAGCAAAGAGAAUCUCACCAUUCGCUGGAGUAGGAAAAAGAGAGAUCAUGUUGACGAAUUGUUGGUGCGGGAAUCUCAGGAAGAAGAGCGUCAAUGGACAAACUAUGAGCAAGAUGAAGCAGUAGUGAAAAACAAUGUGGCCAUCGCCAUAUUGGACUCACUUCUUGAUGAUACAGUGCAAGUAUUGGGUGAUGUAUUUAGAAGACGAGAACAGAGACAACAUUGUGUCGUCUACUAACUUCUAGUUGAAGUCAGCUACAGUUUUAGUUAUGUUAUCCAGUUAUAGGAGGGAUAUCUAUCUAUUAUUCAUCUAUUCAAGCUGUGGAAGUAUUUAUCUCUAAUAAACAAGGUAUCCACAAAAUAAUGUCAUGUACUAUAGUUGAUGGAUUACCUUCAAAGACCGUACUUUCAACUUGUUUUAUUUGGAUCCUAUAUCUGUUUUGAAACACAUGCCA
Messenger RNA from Frankliniella occidentalis (western flower thrips), 8312 nucleotides. RefSeq names its product centrosome-associated protein 350. Gene Ontology annotation, biological process: microtubule anchoring. The transcript is spliced from 17 exons. Gene Ontology annotation, molecular function: microtubule binding. Lineage: Eukaryota; Metazoa; Arthropoda; Insecta; Thysanoptera; Thripidae. The record is from RefSeq and is a predicted model, not a curated record. Gene Ontology annotation, cellular component: centrosome. The coding region runs from base 161 to 8095 and encodes 2644 amino acids.